AUAAAAUAAAAAGAACAGAAAAAAAACAAAAGAACUUUCUGGUUCGCGACGGACGACAUUUUUGUUUGCGGCAAGUGAAAAAUUGUGUGAUCCUAGAAAUUCUUCCAGAAUCUGUGAUUUUUCUUUCCAUUUCCACUCUCUGCUGAUCGAAAAGUGAACAGGAAACAAUGGCCUGCCCAAUUGAUCCUGCGGAUCUAGUUAAGCUAGAGCAAUUCGUCACAUUGUGUGCCGGCCACCCGCAGUUAUUGAAUCUACCUCAGCUGGCCUUCUUCAAGAACUUUGUAGAAAAGCUUGGAGGCACUGUGCCUACCGGGAUGCCGAGCUUUGGAGCUAACGCUCCUAAAUCGGAUGCCAAAGAGGAAAAACCGGCACCGGCAGCGGAAGAAAAGGUGGAAUCGGAGCCGGAAUCUGAUGUUGAGCUGGAUAUGGAGGGUUGCGUAGAGGGUGACACAGAUCCGGACCAGCCUAUGGGUGACAGCAACAAAGAAUCAACCGAAGAGGAACUGGACAAAGCUUCCGAUCUUCGUUCCAAGGCAGCCGAGGCGUUUUCGGAUCAGAAAUUCGAUGAAGCGGUUCAACUUUUUACCGAAGCCAUCCUUCUCAAUCCGAACAGUGCCAUGUACUACGCCAAACGUGGUCAAGCAUUCCUCAAGCUGACUAAGCCAAACGCCUGUAUUCGGGAUUGUUCCCGUGCCCUGGAAAUAAAUCCGGAUUCGGCAACUGCUUACAAAUUCCGGGGACGUGCUUACCGAUUGCUGGGUAAAUGGGAAGAAGCCGCCAAGGAUCUGCGUCAGGCUUGCAAGUUGGACUUUGACGAACAAGCUGACGAGUGGUUGAAGGAAGUCACGCCUAACGCAACCAAAAUUGAGCAACACAAGCUGAAGCAGGAACGCCGUCGUCAGGAGAAGGAACUUCAGGAGCGGAAGGAACGUAUCCGCAAGGCUCAGGAGGCCAAUCGUAAGGCUGCCGAGGAAAACGCCCGCAACGCAGAUGACGACAGAUUUGGUGGAACCGGUGGUCUUGGAGGCGAUGCCGAUGAAAUCCUCAAUGCUUUUAAAGAUCCCGAAGUUGCGGCGGCUUUGCAGGACAUCAUGAGCAAUCCUGCCAGCAUUGGCAAAUAUCAGAACAACCCGAAGGUGAUGAAUCUGGUCACGAAGAUGGCAAUGAAAAUGGGCGGCGAAGGUGGGGCUGGCGGUUUCCCCGGAUUCCCAGGCGCGGGUGGAUUUCCCGGGUUCCCGGGAGCGGGUGGAGCUGGAUUUAACGCUGCACCACCAAGUGGAGGCGGCGCCGGCGGUGGCCCUAAAUGUACCGAUGAUCUAGAUUAGAGACGAGUUCGAUUUGCGCGAGUAUGAUUGCAUUUUUGUUGAGGUUUUGAUGGAUUUAUUGCGUCUUCUGUUAUGACGGAAUCGAAACACUUUGUGAGCGAACAAAAAUCCUCACAUUUUCUGCUACAUGGUUACACUAAAAAAAUACAAUAAUAAAACGAUACUACAAAUAUAAUUUCCUUGCUAAACUAUCCAAGAUAUCUUGUCAGUUAGAGAGUACAAUAAAGCACUGCUAGUGUAAAAAUUAAAA
Messenger RNA from Uranotaenia lowii, 1575 nucleotides. Its product is annotated as hsc70-interacting protein 1-like. The record is from RefSeq and is a predicted model, not a curated record. NCBI's taxonomy places the organism in Eukaryota, Metazoa, Arthropoda, Insecta, Diptera, Culicidae. Bases 168 to 1325 code for a protein of 385 amino acids. The transcript has 2 exons. Gene Ontology annotation, molecular function: protein dimerization activity; Hsp70 protein binding.